UCUUCACAAAAUUUUUGAAAUAGAUUUUAUUGAAGAUUAUGUUUGUAGUCUCCUGCUGUUAUGCCACUUGUUGUGUUGCAUCACGGUUAUGUUUAUCUUAUAACAGUUUGACUAGUGCUCCCAAUUUAUUUUCGACAAAAAAACGCUGUCGUUUCCCAAAAAGUCACAACCUUUGUAGGCUUCAACUGUUCCGUAUUUGCAAAGCGUGCAAGGAUCCCGAGAAGGAGCCCAGUGAUUCGGAGAAUUGGCCUAAACCAUUUGCAGUAUUGCGUUUAUUUUAUGAAGAAACUAAGAGAGAAGUACGACGGUUUUUCUUGGGAGAUAUAUUUCCAGUUUUUGCUUCGGACGUUCCAAAGUUGAAAGAAGCGUGCAGUAUGGAUACUUUCUUUCCAAUAGAAAGCGCUGUUCAACUUGAUCAGAUAGAAUUCUUUGGUAAUUUGCGAUGCAAUCCUUCAGUCGCUUUGGAGAAAAUACAAAAGAGACUCGAGGCAACUUUUGGAGACAAGUAUGUGGCCAGUCUUCACUCUGAUGGUUCUGCAAAUACCAAACCUUCUCUUGUUAUUACUGUUUCUUUGGCUGAGAAGCAACCUCAAAAUCGUUUUAGGAUUGUUCUCUCAGUCUUAUGUACUAUAUCUUGUAUUUUGAAUUGCAUUGAUAGAAGCGUCUUGUACUGUUAUCAUUAUCAGUGGGAGAGUAAGAAUAUAUUUAUGAGAUAUUGUAUUCACUGGCAGGUUUUCGGUUUACUGUUAUUGCACCUUACUUGGGUUGGAGUUCAAAGUAGGGUGGCAAAACAUUAUAAUACAAGGAUGGAGUUUCCUUUUCCUAUUCCUUCGCAUAGAUUUGGUUUGUGGGGAACGAUUUCUCAUAUGUUAUCUUCUGCUCCCAAUAGAACGGCACUAUUCGAUAUAGCAUCUAUAGGAAUUGGUAUUGUCUUAUUGCUGUCUCUUAUUGUUUUCCUUGUUGGUUUGCACUUAACACGUGUGUGUCCUCAGUAUUCAACCUACUUUCCAACGAAUAUUUUGUUUUCAUCACUUUUCACUGGAGUAUUAUCACGCUUGUUUAAACAGCAAGACUUGAUUGCGAGUGGAUCAGGCUAUAGACUUGUUAAAAUACAUCCUUUGGCAGUUCUUGGGACAAAUGCUUUACUUAUUAUUGGAUGUCACCUUUUACCUCUUAGAAAUCUGGAUGGGUAUCGCAUCGUUGCUUCGCUUUAUGGAAGAUAUGUUGCAGAUAUUGCAUCAAGAAUUACUAUUCUUACUGUUCUCUUAAGGCUGUUUGGUAGUCCUCCUCUCAUUGUCUUCGUUCUAAUGAUAUGGCUGGGACCUUGGAAGACAGACAAGUAUGCCCGCAAUGAAUAUACUAAUUUGAUAUGUAACUUAGUCAAUGAUGUUGCUGAUGUUGGCGCUUAUUCUUCCGUAUCCACAAAAUAUUUGGCCGUUGGACCAACUUGGAGUUUAUUUGCAGUCCAUGCGAUCCAAAUGAAAAUUUGUUGUAGACUUUUAUGCUGGAUAGAGUUGUCAUCUAGUUGGCAAGGAAGAAGGCUUGAGUCACGUAAAGAUUGCUACUUGGCUUUACAAAAGAAUACUCCUGGUUCUCGAAGACUUUCUCACUUUCGACUGAGGAAACAGAGGCUUCCGGUUACUUGUCUAAACUUGCAUAACAGCAGUUGCUCUGAAAAGCUUUCAAAUAUGCCUCCCACAGUAGCCAGUUUGAGAGAAGAAUAUUCAUCUACUGGACUUGACGAAUCGACGCUAACAGAAGACCCAUUCACUUUAUUUAGGCAAUGGUUGGAAGAGGCAGUGGCUGCACAAGUAAGAGAACCUAAUGCCAUGUGUUUGGCAACAGUGGAUCAAUCUGGUAGGCCUAGUAAUAGAUAUGUACUAUUGAAGGGUUUCGACAAUAGAGGUUUCGUAUGGUAUACAAACUACACCAGUCGAAAAGCGCAACAUCUCGAAAGUAAUCCUUUUGCAGCGUUAACCUUUUGGUGGGGAGACUUGGAGAGAUCUGUUCGAGUGGAAGGAAAAGUAUUCAAGGUUUCUUCUUCUGAGUCAGACAGCUACUUUGUAAGUCGGCCUGUAAAGAGUAGACUCGCUGCCAUAGUUUCCGAACAAAGUAAACCAGUAUCAAGUAGAUCCGAGUUGGAAAAGAAAUUUCAAGAUUUGGCUUUAUACUAUGGUUUGCAAACAGAUGGAACUUGUUCGGAAUCGAUACCGAGGCCUGAGACUUGGGGUGGUUACAGACUUGUUCCUGACUCCAUCGAAUUUUGGAAAGGUAUGAGAGAUAGGCUACACGAUCGUAUCAAGUAUGUUCGAGAAGUAGAUUGGUCCUCAGAUAAUGAACUGAAGAACAGUUUAUGGCAACGCUACCGACUGCAGCCUUGAGAACUUGUGGUGAUGUUUUGUGUUUUCUUAGGGGAAUAUGUUGUUGUAGUGAAUAGUUUUGGUCCUCAGUAAUGAAUGUUCAUACAGGAAGCUCUAGUUUUUGAGAAGUCAUUAAAUAGCAAAUAUUUGUGAAAUGUUUUGUUAAAAUCUUUUCAAUGAAUGAUAGCAACGAUUUCUUUCAUUGCAACGCACAAUACGACUUUGUCUAUUAGUUUAGAAUACUCAUGGACAGUCGUCAUUUUGAGACAUAAAACGUACGUCUCUUUUCUACCAAUGCGCUCCAGUGGGAACCGAUUGGUUUUGGUUUUCGAAAACAGUCUCUGCAUAUUUUAAUACAACAGCCCUGAAGACGUGUCUCUUGUCUUGGAACAAGUGUUUCAUUCGCGAAAUGCCAGGAUUUCCGAGCCCAGGAUCCAACAUACGUCAGGAAGAUGCCUUUCGGUAGAACACUGUCAAUACUUUCUGAAGACUUUGGUGAAACUGGCGUUGCACUCAGUCAAAAUGAAACCAUACCUUAAGUGAUCGACUCCAAAUGAAUCCUAGAAUAUCACUUUUUCAUUUACCAAACCAUAAAGCCCUGUUAAUUGGG
Molecule: messenger RNA, 2970 nt
Organism: Galdieria sulphuraria
Lineage: Eukaryota; Rhodophyta; Bangiophyceae; Galdieriales; Galdieriaceae
Product: pyridoxamine 5'-phosphate oxidase isoform 1
Exons: 3
Coding region: 39-2381 (780 amino acids)
Biological process (GO): pyridoxine biosynthetic process
Molecular function (GO): FMN binding; pyridoxamine phosphate oxidase activity
Source: RefSeq, a predicted model, not a curated record